GGGGAGGAGCCUUUGCGUUUGGCGUUUGUGUCAGUGCGUGCACGCGCGCGCGCGUCGGCGAGCCGCUUUAUUUACACGAAUGCGCCGCAAGGUUACAGUGCACGCACACGCACACGCUCGUCGGCGUGCUCGCUCGCAGGCGCGCGCGCGCACACGCUCGUCAUCUGGAGCGCUCGGGGACUUGUUUAAGCGCACGAGAACGCGCCACACGCACGCCCCCCACACUCUUCUUGUUCUUCUUCGUCUUCUUUCUCGUCUUCGAGGCCGUCAAAGACCGGCGUUGGCUGUCCGUCAUCUUCCUGCCGCACGGCGAGAGCUAACGAGCUAACUAGCUAACGAGCUAGCAUUCGGUGUCUGUCAACAGGAUUCAGAAGCGAGGGCGAGAGGAGCUGCCGCCGAGCCCGGCUUAACCAGGGUGGCGUUCCCGCCAGCAGUGCCGGCCACAGGCGGCUCAAUCCAACACCGAGGUUCACUCCAGUAUGCUGUUGGUGUGCUAAGGAUGGAGGACUCCAGUUUGUGCCUUGGCAUGUCAUCGGCGGUGCCCGACGCCGAAGCCCACCUGAGCAACGCGGUGCUCAACGGCCGCUACCCGAUCAGCCAGAAGCUCCACCAGCUCACGGCCCAGCUGGGACACGUCUUCCCCGACCUGCAGCGCCCGCAGCAGAUCCCCGAGGAGAAGGCGGCGGCGCCCCUGGACGAGAAGAGCCACCACGCCGCCCUGGCCAGCCAGCCCAUCAGCAGCCAGAUGGCGCUGCUGGCCAACCAGCUCAACCGCGACAUCGACGCCGGCGCGCUGAGCGGCUUGAACGGCCGCGUGGACCUCCAGCAGUUCCUCAACGGCCAGAACCUGGGCAUCAUGUCUCAGAUGAACGACAUCGAAGACGACGCCCGCAAGAACAGGAAGUACCCGUGCCCGCUGUGCGGCAAGCGCUUCCGCUUCAACAGCAUCCUGUCGCUGCACAUGCGCACCCACACGGGCGAGAAGCCCUUCAAAUGUCCCUACUGCGACCACCGGGCGGCGCAGAAGGGCAACCUGAAGAUCCACCUGCGCACCCACAAACUGGGCAACCUGGGCAAGGGCCGCGGCCGGGUCCGCGAGGAGAACCGGCUGCUCCACGAACUGGAAGAGCGAGCCAUCUUGAGGGACAAGCAGAUGCGCGGCGGCGUCGCACCGCUGCAAGCGGCGGCGCGCGAGCCCCAGCUCGGUUUCAACAGCGGCGCCAACGCCCUCCAGCAGCAGCUGGGCUCGGCCUGCGGCCUGCCGCCUCCGCCGGGCCUCGCCGCUCCGGAAACGGCUUCCUCGCCGAAGCCGACCGGGGCCCAGGACGAGCAAUCCCUCAACCCGUCGGCGGGCUUCCGCUGCACCUUCUGCAAAGGCAAGUUCAAGAAGCGCGAAGAGCUGGAGCGCCACAUCCGCAUCCUCCACAAGCCCUACAAAUGCACCCUGUGCGAGUUUGCCGCCGCCCACGAGGAGGAGCUGAUCAGCCACGUGGAGAAAGCCCACAUCACCGCGGAGAACACGCAGGGUCAGGGCGCCGGCGCGGCCGGCGGCACGCAGAUGGCCACCGAGUUCCGCUGCGACGUGUGCGGCCAGGUCUUCAGCCAGGCCUGGUUCCUCAAGGGCCACAUGCGUAAGCACAAGGACUCCUUUGAGCACUGCUGCCAAAUAUGUGGCCGUCGCUUCAAGGAGCCCUGGUUCCUCAAGAACCACAUGAAGGUCCACCUCAACAAGCUGGCCAUCAAGAGCAAGCCGCCGCAGCCCGGCGAGCAGGACGCGGCGUCCCUCAACAGCAUGAGCGGCCUGGCGCAGGAAGCCCACGCCAACCUCUACUCCCGUUACAUCUCCUGCCUUCAGGGAGGCUUUCUUUCCCCGGACAAGCAGGGUCUGAGCGAGCAGCACCACAUGCUGGCAAAGGCCGGCAUCGCCAUGAAGGAGAAGGACAUGCUCGGGAAGCUCCUGGGCCCCGCGGCGGCGGCGGCGGGAAUCGGCCACGGUCUGGGCGAGAACGACAAGCGCUCCCUCCUGGGUUGCCUCAACCUGGUCCCGCCGCUCAAGUCCAGCUGCAUGGAGCGCCUGCAGGCCGCCGCCAAGGUGGCCGAGAUGGAUUCCCUCAACAGCUACCGGGCGUGGCAGAUCAUGGCUCGCGGCAUGGCCAUGGACCGAGCUUUCAUGCCCAAGGAGCAGCCGCGCCACCCCGCCCCGGGGCCGGAGGAGGACCUGGCCGGCGCCGCCCUCUCCUUCUCCAAGGAAAAACAAGACUUUUCCCCCGCCGCUUCCACGGACGGCUCCAAGAAGCAGCUCUGCGAGGCCCUGCAGGGCUCCAAGGCCGCGAGUGCCGACGCCAGGGGUUUCGACUUGAUGUCGCAUCACAUCGGAGCCGACGCUCCCGGCGGCCUGUCGGCCUUGACGAGCCCCAACGUGGACAAGCCUUCGGAGUGCCCCGACUGCGGCCGGGUGUUCCGAACCUAUCACCAGAUGGUGGUCCACUCCCGCGUCCACGGCAAGGACCGGCGAGGCGUGGAGGAAGCGCUCCAGCAGCAAGGCGUGGAGGAACGCCGCGGCUCAGCCAGCGAUCCCGAGUCCCAGUCCAUCAGCCGCUCCACAACCCCCGGGUCCUCCAACGUGACCGAGGAGAGCGCGGCCGGAGGUGGACACUCGCAGACGGGAAGUGUCCGGGAUGACAGCCCGCACCCCUCGUCGCCUUCCUCAGAUGCCGGGGAGGAGGCGGCGGCGGCGGCGGCUUCGGCAGCCGCCAAGGCGGCCGUCGGCGUUCCGCCGUCGGUGUCUCAGCAUCGCGAGCGCUCGCUGGGCUCGGCCUCCAAAGACUGUCCCUACUGCGGCAAGUCCUUCCGCACCUCGCAUCACCUCAAGGUCCACCUGCGCAUACACACAGGAGAGAAGCCCUACCGCUGCCCUCAUUGCGACUACGCCGGCACCCAGUCCGCCAGUCUCAAGUACCACCUGGAGCGCCACCACCGAGAGCGACAGAACGGCUCGGCCCCCCUCGGACACGGCCCCUCAUCGGAGCACAAGGAUGACCACGGGAAGGCGGCGGCCGUCGGUGGCGUCUUUGCCCGCCCCGAUGUUCUGCGCAACGUCUUUAAAGGCCUCCCCGCCAACUUGGACUUCAGAGCGGGCCCCUUGCUGCCGCAUCAGUGGGCGUCGGCCAGCGUGGCGGCGGCCGGCGAACGCGGGGACCGCCACUUCGAUGCCCUCGCCGAGAGCGUGAAGCCCAACGAUGGCCCCGCCUCCCUGGUUCACGCCGAUGGUCCCGCCAGCUUCUCUGAUCUAAGCCGGGCCUACCAAAGCAUGAUGGGAAACGGAGUUCACUUCCAAGGCACCCUGCAGGCCUUCAUGGACAGCUUUGUCCUCGGCUCCAUGAAGAGAGAUCCGAAGGAUAACCAGAGUCCGGUCCAGGUCCAAGCCGCCCAGUCCUACCUUGACAACGGUGAGCCCAGAGCCAAGCGCGCCGCCGCGGCGGACCGAGACAAAGAUGAAAAACCCGAGGCCAAGCAGAAUCCCUCAGCCGGAAAACCUGGCUCCCAGUUUGAGCCGCUGGAUCUGUCGGUGUCGGUCCGGCCCGAGUCCGGAUCCGGUUCCCUCCCCGGCUCCUCGGUCACCAUCCACGACAACGUUGCGUGGCACGGCUGUCUCUUUUGCUCCUUCUCCACUGCAUCGCUGGAGCUUAUGGCCCUUCACCUCCAGGCCAACCAUCUGGGUCAGGCCCAAACGCAGAGGGCCGAGACGGGCAGGGAAGUGCACGGAGAGGCUUCUCCCGUCACCCAUCGGUCCCCGAACGUCAAGAGUUUGCUCUCUGAAAACGACGGGGAUGGAGAAAGGAACCAGGUGGGCUGGAGCAACCACAUCGACCAGCCCUACAACCCCUUCCAGAGCGACUUCUACAGGCGCUUUGGCGGCCUGUACGAUGGCUCUCCCCGGGGGGCGGCUCAUGGUCUCCAAGGCUACGUGCCCGCAACCGAGCAGGGCCUGGAAGUUUCCGGCAAGGCCUUCGGAGUAGCCUCUUCAGCUCCGGACGAGCAAAUUGGUGAGAGGAGCUCCUGCGGAGAACCCGAGGAGGAGCAGCUCGGGUCUGAUGACGAGGUUGUCAAAUCUGGGGCGCACAUCACCCGAGACACCCCGUUGGCCACGCCCAAAGAGGGGCAACGCCAUUCCGACGAGGAGCGGGACGAAGCCGAAGAGGACGAGGAGCGAGAUGACGACAUGGACCAAGAUGAAGAAGGCAGUCCGGCAGAGGACCGCGCUCAGAACCACCAUAAGCGCCUGCGGGAUGGGUCGGUGGCCUCGUCCUCUGCCGUGUCGCCGCCGCUUUUCCAGCCAAACCAGAAGCAAGUCUUGUCCCUGGAGAAGCAGUGGCAGCAAGGCAUGAACCUCCUGCCCCUACCCGAAGCCCCGCCGGCACUUCUGAAGGCUGAGCAGCAGAUGAACAUGAUGUCCGUGCUCCGAGCCUACGGAGGCGACAACCUACCGGCCUUCAACGUGAAGAGGCCCGACCCAACAGUGCCCGCCUGGAUGUUGGAGGAGGAGGAGCCGGUGAGCCUCGAGCCCGCUCUGACCUUGGACCAGGACCACCUCAACAGUGACCUUGACGAGCUGGGCGACCUCCGCCACGACGAACAAGACUAACUAUCAAUUAAACUGAUGAAGAAAAACUGUAUUUAAACUCUCUCACACACACACACACACACACAUUUGUGGAAGGCGGACGGAAAGAAAAAAAAGAGAGAAAAAAAAAACUUUUGUUUUGAAACUACCUGUGUGACGACGAGCACUUCCUGUCCACUUUCAGGCUUCCCCCAGCCAGCCAGGCUACUUUUUGGGUUCCUUCUUUCCUGUAUUCCACCCCCAAGACUUGCUACACAUAUAAAUAUAUCGUACCCGGAAUGUAUUCUUCUGUAGAAUAGCCACGUUAACGCGCCGCCUAACUGUUAAGCGACGUAGCGACGUUUCCAGGCCGUCGUUAAACGGAGGG
This is a messenger RNA of Hippocampus zosterae (dwarf seahorse), 4991 nucleotides long. It is a transcript of the gene znf536, whose product is annotated as zinc finger protein 536. The record is from RefSeq and is a predicted model, not a curated record. Gene Ontology annotation, cellular component: nucleus. NCBI's taxonomy places the organism in Eukaryota, Metazoa, Chordata, Actinopteri, Syngnathiformes, Syngnathidae. The coding region runs from base 500 to 4645 and encodes 1381 amino acids. Gene Ontology annotation, molecular function: RNA polymerase II cis-regulatory region sequence-specific DNA binding; DNA-binding transcription factor activity, RNA polymerase II-specific. Gene Ontology annotation, biological process: regulation of DNA-templated transcription. The transcript has 8 exons.